UGAACUUCCACACUGCAUCAGUCUGUUGGUCUCCGCUCUGCCCCAGAGUCAAUCUGAACUCCAGCUUCCUGUGUCUCUCUGAGUUUCCUCGGGAUUGUCCCAUCAUGCAUCUCCGGUUCAUCCUCUGCGUAACGGCCCUGCUCGUGUGCCCGUACCUCAUCACCGGGUCGCGGAUAGCCAAACGCUUCGCCAUCGGCUGCCCGGAAAAGUGCGACAAGUCGCAGUGCGCCCCGAUCCCCGCUGACUGUCUGGCCGGUGACGUGCUGGACCGCUGCGACUGCUGUCCGGUGUGCGCGUCCGGCGAGGGCGAGCAGUGCGGCGGCACCGGGGACCAGGAGUGCGCAGAGGGGAUGGAGUGCGUGGUGACCGACGGCGUGGAGGUGUCCGCCACCGUGAGGCGGAGGGGCAAGGCCGGGAUGUGCGUGUGCACCAGCUCCGACCCGGUGUGCGGCAGUGACGGUGUGUCGUACCGGAACAUCUGCGAGCUGAAGCGCGUCAGCAACCGGGCGACGAAGCUGCAGCAGCCGCCGGUGAUUUUCAUCCAGAGAGGAGCCUGCGGGAAAGCUCAGCAGAAUCCUGACAGUCUUCGUUACAAGUACAACUUCAUCGCAGACGUGGUGGAGAAGAUCGCACCUGCUGUCGUUCAUAUUGAACUGUACCGCAAGAUGAUAUUCUCAAAGCGAGAGGUGGCGGUCGCCAGCGGCUCUGGGUUUGUUGUGUCAGAGGACGGACUCAUUGUCACCAAUGCUCACGUGGUCGCCAACAAGCACAGAGUAAAGGUGGAGCUGAAGAGCGGAGCCACAUUCGACGCCAAGAUCAAAGAUGUGGACGAGAAGGCCGACAUCGCUCUGAUCAAGAUCGAUGCACCGAUGAAGCUGCCAGUGCUGCUCCUCGGCCGGUCGGCGGACCUUCGUCCUGGCGAGUUUGUGGUCGCCAUCGGCAGCCCGUUCUCCCUGCAGAACACCGUCACCACCGGCAUUGUCAGCACCACCCAGAGGGGAGGCAAAGAGCUGGGCCUCCGCAAAUCUGACAUGGACUACAUCCAGACCGACGCCAUCAUCAACUACGGCAACUCAGGAGGACCACUGGUCAAUCUGGAUGGAGAGGUGAUCGGUAUCAACACUCUGAAGGUCACAGCAGGAAUCUCCUUCGCCAUCCCCUCGGACAAAAUCAGACAGUUCCUGGCAGAGUCACAUGACAGACAGGCCAAAGGUAAAACAUUACAGAAGAAGAAAUACAUCGGCGUCAGAAUGAUGAGUCUCACUCCAACGCUGGCCAAGGAGCUGAAGGAGCGGCAUUCAGACUUCCCAGAUGUCACCUCGGGGGCGUACGUCAUUGAGGUCAUCAGCCGGACUCCAGCUGAGGCCGCUGGCCUGAAGGAGGGAGAUGUCAUCAUCACCAUCAAUGGCGAGCGAAUCACCUCGGCCAGCGACGUCAGUGGCGCCAUCAAGCAGGAUGAGACGCUGCGAACAGUGGUGAGGCGAGGCAACGAGGACGUCAUGCUCACCAUUGUCCCCGAGGAGAUCGAGCCUUGAUGUCGCAGCUAGAAUGAGCAAACAAUCAAUAACCCAACCCUUCAACCAAUCCCGAGCUGGCUCUCAGUGUUUUUCAACCAAUCAUGAACACUUUGAAAAACCAAGCAACCAAUAGAGGGGGGUGUGUGUGUGUGUGUGUGUGUGUGUGUGUGUCUGGGGCCACACCUACUGCGUUUAAGAACUUGUAAUUAUGAGCACUACUACUCUUCCAUGCUGUUAGGCUCGCACACACCUUCAAAGCUCCGACUUCAUGACUCUGGGAUCUGAAGCUUCCGCCCUGUCGUCAUGCUUCUCAUGUUAGUUCCAUUUUUCAUCUAAUCCCAAUUUACUUUCCGUCAUCACUGACCUUUUAUAUUCUACUAACGCCAUCUGUCGCUACCAAGAGGUUACUGCAGGUUACCGUAGUUCUGUUUUGUUGUGUUAUGUUCUUGAUGGAAUAUUUUUUAUUGUAUUUUUGUCUCUUUGUGUUUGAUGACAAUUUUUCAAAAAAGGAAUAAAAUUAUUUU
This is a messenger RNA of Epinephelus lanceolatus (giant grouper), 2041 nucleotides long. RefSeq names its product HtrA serine peptidase 1b (gene htra1b). Lineage: Eukaryota; Metazoa; Chordata; Actinopteri; Perciformes; Serranidae. Gene Ontology annotation, cellular component: extracellular region. Gene Ontology annotation, molecular function: serine-type endopeptidase activity; protein binding. Gene Ontology annotation, biological process: programmed cell death; positive regulation of apoptotic process; proteolysis. The record is from RefSeq and is a predicted model, not a curated record.